AUGCUGGUUUUGGGUCUCGCGAGUUUGCAUAAGGAGGCGUUGGCAGGUGUGCCGGAUCUGUUGGAGGGGCUGGUAGCGGUUUUGGACGGGGCAACGUCGGGUGAGGUAGUGGCUACAAAGGCAGCAGAAAAGGCUGCGGAGACCCUGAAUAUCCUCUUGAGAGACAAUAAAGAGACGUGCAAGGCUCUGAGAAAGAUUGGGGGGAGCAUGCGAAUCCUUGUGGGGCUCCUUGGCAGCAACAGCCAGCAAUUGCAAUUGGUCUUACUAAGAACGCUGGGGUUUGUGGUGAGCCAUGUCGAGGGGAUGGGUGAGGAACUUGCUGGACUGCCCGGGUGUGUUGCCAACCUUGUCAAGCUCUUGGAGUGCCCUGCGGAUGCUGUAAAGGGGAACGCAGCCGGUCUUUUGACGCACUUUGCAACAGAGAUCAAGAGUCCUUCAGCACUAGCAGCCGCCCAGACGACCAUUGCGAAGGAGCCAACCUUGUUGCCCAAGUUAGCUUUUGAUUUGAGUGUUGUGGAGGAAAAUGAGGCAGGAAGGGAGCUCAGGUAUUACAGACGGCGGUUGGGGGAGCUUCUGAGAUCCUUGUGCAGAAACAUGGACAACAAACAACUUGUUGCGGGCAUGCCUGGCUGUCUAGAGGGGAUCCUUGGUCUGCUGGAACGUUCGCCCUACCUGCAAGAAGUGGGGGCGACUGCCUUGUCAGACCUGGUAACCGAUGUUCAGGCCCAGCAGGCGUUAGCAAAAGUUCCUGGGGUUGUCCCGAAGCUGAUCAAGGGGCUAGACGGAAGCGAGCGUAUCGGUGAGCGUUUGACAGAGGGGGAAGGAGCCGGGGUGCGGGAGGUCGAAUUGGCGCUCAGAUGCCUCUUGAACAGCCCUGAAGCAUGGAGGCUUUUUCUGGACGGGAGGCAACUCGCAAUAAAGGUGGUGGGUCUGUUGGAGGCCCGGUUGCUCUCAAUACAGCUCUUUGCAGCGGAUAUUCUAAACCGGAUGGCUGCGACGCCGGCAGGCGCAGAAAGCGUGGCGGGUCUGCCGGGGUGCUUGGAGAAGCUGGUUGCUUGGUUUGAGAAGACGGCGAGGUGCUCGGAGGCCGGGGGGCAAGCCGGGGGGGAAGUUUUGGUACGCCUGACGGCUUGUGCAAAGGUUAGGAGACUUGUCGCGAGGGUUCCUGGCGUCCUGGAGGUUUUGGUGGGCGCUUUGAAUGGCGAGAGCGAACCAACCCGAGGGGCCGCGGGGGCAACUCUGUGCAACCUGGCGCUGGAUGCUGAGAGCAGGGCCGCGAUAGUGCGAUUGCCGGGGUGCCUGAAGGGGCUGUUUCCGGUUAUGCUGGAAAUCGAGCAUCCGGUAGCCCCGUUGGUGGCAGUUUCCGCGUUGGAUCGAUGGGCCAAAGACAGUCGAGUUGACAAAGCGAUCGUUCGCACGGCAGCCGAGAUCCCCGGGGCCAUCGAGCGCUUGGUUGCACGCUUGAGUGGCAACUCGCCCGCGGCGUUGCGGGCGCAGGCCGGGGACGUUCUGGCGGCUGUUGCAACGGAAGCGGCAUCUGCAAAAGCUAUGGUGAGCCUGCCGGGGUGUCUCGCGGGGGUGGUGCGCCUAGCGAAAGAAGGGAACGGGUCUGGGGCAUCAGUUGCUGUUUCGCUGCUGCUGAAUCUGGCCGCCCAUCCUGACGUGCGGACGGUUCUGAGGGGCGACCCGGACGUACGAGCGGCUCUCGUGGCCAAUUUGAACGGCGGGGCCAUGGGGAUGGUGUGGCGUGGCGCGGCGGAAGCGUUGGAGGCCCUGGACUCGGUGGGGGGCGCGGAAGGGGGGCCGGGGGAAGCGGACAGAACGGUGGGAGGGGCGGAAGUUUUGGGUGGGGUCGAAUGCGUGCCAACUCUGGAAGCGGGGCCGUCAGGGGUGAACAGCGAGGAGCGCGAAACGGAGGGCGGGGGGAUGGGAGGGAACAAGACUGGACGAGAUCAACGGCACAAACAUGGGGACAAUCAGUACAAAAGCAGCGACGUUGCCCGAAGAGAAGUGCUCAGAAGCGGACACGUGGCAGCUCGGGCAACAAUGAGUAAUUUAGCUCAGGCGAGGUGCCGGAGUGCGCGCAACGACCGAGACUUGCCCUGCCACAGCGGGAGAAAGGGGGCCCUCGGGGAAGUCAAGGCGACCACAGGAGCGGCCGGCUCGGGAUACAAGUCGCCUAGAGUGGGCUCCGCUCCCGACGGCUGA
This is a messenger RNA of Klebsormidium nitens, 2208 nucleotides long. NCBI's taxonomy places the organism in Eukaryota, Viridiplantae, Streptophyta, Klebsormidiophyceae, Klebsormidiales, Klebsormidiaceae. The record is from the annotation of a GenBank genome assembly.